AUGGAGAUUUAUGGAAUUGCUCCUGAUUGGGUGGCUCGCUGCAAAGAAUGGUAUGCCAAGGCUGCCUUUGGUGUUAUUGUCAUGAAGAAAACCAUCCCGGGACAUGUCUUCAAUUCCUUUUUGAGAAUCAAUCUGGUCCAUGGAGACAAACUAGUCCGAAAUGGUAUUUGCAGCCCGGAAGAUGUGAACCAGGCAAUGCGUUCGUUGGGACGAAGUUUCUAUGCGGGACACGGCUUUUUAAUGACACUCAUUUUGAUUGGAGGUGACCGAGGAAUGAAAGGUGGAGAUGAAUUAGUCGAGCGGAUCAAGAAGGAUGCUAUCUUUUUGACCUUGUUUUCUGGAAUGAAGCAAAACACGCCCUUGCCAGACUGUAUCACUCGGUCUGCUGCUCGGCUUUUGGGACGGAUCCUGGAAGGCAUCUUGCCCGACCAAGCAUUGGAAACCAAACAAGUCACAGAGCAAAUUGAGCGUGCCAUCACAGAGGAUGGCAAAAUCCCAAUCCAGCAGGCCUUGCUGGAAAAGAGUAGGCAGAUUUAUGAACUCACCCCUAUGGAAGUUGACAAUGAUCCCUUCGCCAUGACGGCACUUAUGAAGUAG
Molecule: messenger RNA, 597 nt
Organism: Seminavis robusta
Lineage: Eukaryota; Bacillariophyta; Bacillariophyceae; Naviculales; Naviculaceae
Source: the annotation of a GenBank genome assembly